UUAACUGACAUAUCUCUAGUGACAGCAUUUAGCAUAAUUAUGUAUUAUUUCUUCUGUUUAAUUUGCAUCCGAAUAUCAAAUUAACACGUAUCUAUCACAAUACUUGAUCAGAAUAUGUAAUAGCAAAUAUUUCGUUAUAAAACGCUAACGAUAGCGAUUGCAGCAGCCUGCAAAUAAUAGUACGUAUUUAUUGCACAUUUUUAAAAAUCAAGUCAAAUAGUCAUAUCAUAUUGAUACACAAUGAUACUGAUUAAUCAGAAUUUCGAUUGCAUAUAUAAAAUCAUCACAAUCAAUCGAAUAUCAUCUCUUCUGAGGACCUCUAAUUUGAGAAUUGAGUCUAUGACAUUAAACAAUUUUGUUUAUAUAUAGCGCUAGCUUUACAUAUAAACAAAAAUAAUAUAGACAGCCCUCUAUACUUUGGUAUAUAAAAUAAGGAAUUUUAUUUUUUGAAGUAUGAAUAGUUACAUGAAGAGUUCCAUAUUUCAAAUUACCCAAAUAUUUUUUGUGUGAAUUUUAAGAUCAUCGAACUGUAUUUACAUUCUUCUAUUGACAUUUUCCCCCCUCUCCUCUAAGUACGAUCUUUUUGACAAGUGUAGUUUCCUUUAAGCAGUUCUUUCUUUUUAAAUUGGAGGUUGAAUUGUAAAGCCUCAAAAUGGUUAACGGUAGGAUACCGUCAGUUCAUUCUAAAACUUACGUUACACCUAGACGUCCAUAUGAAAAAGCUCGUUUGGACCAAGAAUUGAAAAUUAUUGGUGCGUUUGGGCUUCGUAAUAAGCGUGAAGUAUGGCGUGUUAAAUAUACUUUGGCUAAAAUUCGUAAAGCUGCCAGAGAACUUCUCACCUUGGAAGAAAAAGAUCCAAAAAGAUUGUUCGAAGGUAAUGCACUGUUACGUCGUUUAGUGCGUAUUGGAGUACUUGAUGAAAACAGAAUGAAGCUCGAUUAUGUGCUUGGUCUUAAAAUUGAAGAUUUUUUGGAAAGACGUCUACAGACACAAGUGUUCAAAUCUGGUUUGGCCAAAUCUAUUCAUCAUGCUAGAGUUCUAAUCAGACAACGUCACAUCCGAGUUCGCAAACAAGUUGUGAACAUUCCUUCAUUUAUCGUCCGAUUGGAUUCACAGAAGCACAUCGACUUCUCUUUGAAAUCACCUUUGGGAGGUGGUCGUCCAGGACGUGUAAAGAGGAAGAACCUCACCAAGAAGACCAGUGGUGGUGGAGCAGCCGAAGAAGAAGAAGAUUAAACUGUAUCUGUUGCUACUAGUUUUAUAACUAGUACAUCAAAUGCUAAUAUACUUUUUUAAGUCA
Diorhabda sublineata is the source of this 1301-nucleotide messenger RNA. RefSeq names its product 40S ribosomal protein S9 (gene RpS9). Gene Ontology annotation, molecular function: rRNA binding; structural constituent of ribosome. Lineage: Eukaryota; Metazoa; Arthropoda; Insecta; Coleoptera; Chrysomelidae. Gene Ontology annotation, cellular component: cytosolic small ribosomal subunit. The transcript is spliced from 4 exons. The coding region runs from base 653 to 1237 and encodes 194 amino acids. The record is from RefSeq and is a predicted model, not a curated record. Gene Ontology annotation, biological process: translation; positive regulation of translational fidelity.